AUGUCGAUCGAAGAACAUAUCGAACGUCAAAACGACUACAUUUGGCGCAUCUCUCGUGCCGUCGACAACCUGCGCAAGCUCGGCGAGGCAAAAAUCACUUACGGGCAGGUGAAGUCGCGGCUUAAUGCCUUAAAUUCAAGUUGGAAUAAGUUCCAAGAGAAUCACGAAAAGAUCAGCGAGAUCAAGUUCGCAGCAAAAGGUGAUCAACUCGACGCGAUCAAAAAGCUUUCUUACUUGGCCAAAGAUUAUUACAGGCUGUGUGAAGAGCACUUCUUGAGUGGCGAAGGAGUGAUGCUUCAUCUUCUCGAAUCGCUAAAGCCUGCGCCUGCAGCAACCGUGCAAGCCGCUGCGGCUCCUCAAGACGCACCAGCAGGAGGAUCAUCAAAACGGUUACCGCGUAUCGAACUGCCCACUUUCGCGGGCAGCUACUCAGAAUGGGAGCCGUUUUACGACCUCUUCUCGUCGAUGGUUCGCGAAAAUUCGCAACUUUUGGAAGUGGAAAAACUGCACUACCUCAAAACCAGUGUGACCGAUGAACCGUUACAACUUAUCAAAAACAUUUCUCUCACCGCAGAAAACUUCCCUUGA
This is a messenger RNA of Neodiprion fabricii, 588 nucleotides long. RefSeq lists its product as uncharacterized. The coding region runs from base 1 to 588 and encodes 195 amino acids. The record is from RefSeq and is a predicted model, not a curated record. NCBI's taxonomy places the organism in Eukaryota, Metazoa, Arthropoda, Insecta, Hymenoptera, Diprionidae. The transcript has a single exon.